Messenger RNA from Ceratitis capitata (Mediterranean fruit fly), 661 nucleotides. RefSeq lists its product as hypothetical. The transcript has a single exon. NCBI's taxonomy places the organism in Eukaryota, Metazoa, Arthropoda, Insecta, Diptera, Tephritidae. The coding region runs from base 101 to 550 and encodes 149 amino acids. The record is from RefSeq and is a predicted model, not a curated record.
UUUCAAAAUAAAAACAAAAACAAAAAAAAAAAGAAAGCAUUGGAAUACGUUUAACACUUUCGUAACUUUCCCCUCCCCCACACAUAUAUAUACACACACUAUGACAUUCACGACGACGAGUGCAGCCUGGAAACAUGCCGAACCGCAGAUGGGCAACCUAAGUCCAACCGGUACCGUUGGUGUUGGACGCUCAAUUGUCGCCACGCAGCCAACCGCUGGCGCUGGUGGUCUACCAUCACCAUCUUCACCAUCACAAUCACAACCACAACCACAAACACAACAAAUAACAAAAACAACAACAGCCGGCAAACCAGUACCUGGCUCAACAUUACGCUGCCUUGAUGAUCCCAUCUUCGAUGUGGACAUUGCUCAUUUGGGUGGUGGAGGUGGUGGUAUUGGUGUCAGCGCUGGUGGCGGUGGCAACACUUCGUCAUCGUCCACGUCGACCACCACGGCGGUGACAGCGCGCACCACAGCGAACGAUGUGCUAGAAAAGGCUCGUGACCGUUUCGAUCGCUUUUGGGGCGGCAGCAAGGAGGAGCAUGUUUAAAUUCAAGGAAUAGUGGUAGUGGAAGCAAAAGAAACUAAUACAUACAUAUAUAUAUAUAUAUAUAAAUAGAUAUAUAUAUAUAGAAUAUUAAUAAACACAUAGAUGGCGUUG